Dissoconium aciculare CBS 342.82 is the source of this 3190-nucleotide messenger RNA. RefSeq lists its product as uncharacterized. The coding region runs from base 199 to 2889 and encodes 896 amino acids. NCBI's taxonomy places the organism in Eukaryota, Fungi, Ascomycota, Dothideomycetes, Mycosphaerellales, Dissoconiaceae. The transcript is spliced from 2 exons. The record is from RefSeq and is a predicted model, not a curated record.
CUGUCUUUCGUUUCUUGGUAUACCGUCGGCUCUAUCUCUCUCACUUUCUCUUAUAUAAGAACUGCUAGCUUUUCACCAGCGGCAGAUCUUCACAACGCUCUCCGGGAAACAAGAAUACACGUCCCUUCACAUGAACAGCCUCAACUGACUGCCGUAUAUCGAACAUUAUCCGCCGUGUUCGGCGAAAUCCAUUGAACAAUGGGUCUUCUAUCAUAUGUGAAGCCCAAGGCCAAAGAGGCCAAGGAGCCAAAGAAUGCCAAACCCGAGGUCGUCGAAAAGAGCAACGCCGUCAUGCGCUCAGCUGCUCCUACACCCGGCUUCAACACUCCAGGCAUGACCUCCGGCGCAGCAACACCGACAUGGUCGCGCCCAGGUUCAAUUUACCCCAGCGGAGAGUUCCGCAACUCCCACGCAGAUGACAUCAACGAGAUCAAGUGCGAUGUCAUGGUCAACUGGCUGUACCAACAGCAGAUGGAAAGGCUCUGGACCGCCGGCGGUCUUGACGAGGGUGUCGUUCUCAAGAAGUCGCGUGGUGCCUACACUUGCUGCCCCGGCGACAUCGUAGAAGAGCCAUAUGGAUUCUUCAAGGCUGUCGAGACUCUCAACGUCAGGGUCGCCAUGACUGUCAACACUCGCGUCAUCAAGCUGUUCCUCCACAACAACGACAAGCCGUACGUCCCGCUCCGCAACGGUCUUCGGCUGCAGGUUCUUCCCGAUAUGUCCUACUUGCCUCGUUGCCAGAAGCAUCAAUUCGCCGCAUUCAUUGCCGACCGCGGCCUCCUGGUCGUCUGGGACGACGAGCCUCGCCACCUUCUCGACCGCGCCAACAAGAUCGAGCAGUCCCUCAUGGAGAUGAUCUGGCAGAGCGAGCCAGAGGACUUCGACGAGAAGAAAGAGCCUGAAAUCGAGAUUGAGGAGAUCAAUGCAGUUGGCGAGGACGGAGAGACAGUCGAGCGUGGCAGUCUUGAGAAGCCUCGACGCAUCGUCUUGUGGCAACCCAUUGUCUCUGCUCUUGUUCUCGCACUGGCUAUCUUCACCAUUGGCCUGGGUUGGCGAGAGGUUGCCAUCGAGACCUACAUCGACGGCAGCUACAUCCGUCUUGCCUUCCUCCUCGUCCUGCCUCUCCAGCUCUGGAUCGGUUUGUUCUUCUUCCAAACUGUUAUCGGUGACAUUGUUCAGAUCAUUGGUCCUAUCGCCUUCCUGAACGAGAACACCAAGUUCUUCUCUGGCAAGAGGCCGAAGCGUAUCCGACCUGAGAAUGGCCAGCUUCCCCACGUCACUAUUCAGAUGCCCGUCUACAAGGAGGGUCUCGUUGGUGUCAUCGAGCCCACUGUCCGAUCUAUCAAGGCUGCCAUCUCCACCUACGAAAUGCAGGGCGGAACCGCCAACAUCUUCGUCAAUGACGAUGGUAUGCAACUGAUCUCCGACGAGGAUGCCCGCGCGCGCCAGGACUUCUACGACGAGCACAACAUCGGUUGGGUCGCCCGCCCGAAGCACAACCCGAAGCCUGCUGAGGGCGAGGAAGUCUUCCUUCGUCGCGGUAAAUUCAAGAAGGCCUCUAACAUGAACUACGCCAUGUGGGCCAGCAACCGUGUUGAAGACAAGCUUGCGGUCAUCGAACGCCACGAGGGCUGGACUCAAGAGGACGAGGCUAUCGCAUAUAAGGACGCUCUAGCUGAGGUUGUCGAAGAGGACCAGGGUCGCACCUGGGCCGACGGCAACAUUCGCAUGGGUGACUACAUUCUCAUCAUCGACUCCGAUACUCGUGUGCCCGUCGACUGCUUCCUUGAUGCUGUUUCCGAAAUGGAGCAAUCUCCCCAGGUCGCCAUCAUCCAAUACUCCUCUGGUGUCAUGAACGUCACCGACUCCUACUUCGAGAAGGGUAUCACUUUCUUCACCAACCUCAUCUACACUGCCAUUCGGUUUGGUGUCGCCAGUGGUGACGUCGCGCCUUUCGUCGGUCACAACGCUGUGCUUCGCUGGAGCGCUCUGCAGGCUAUCGGCUACGACGACCCUCUUGACAACCGCGAAAAGUUCUGGUCCGAGAACACCGUGUCCGAAGACUUCGACAUGGCUCUUCGUCUUCAGACCGCUGGCUAUAUCGUGCGUCUUGGUGCCUACACUGGCGAUGGUUUCAAGGAAGGUGUCUCCCUUACUGUCUACGACGAAUUGGCCCGAUGGGAGAAAUACGCCUACGGAUGUUCCGAGCUGAUCUUCCAGCCCUUCCGCUACUGGCCCACUCGCGGUCCUUUCACCAAGCUCUUCAUCCGCUUCAUCUGCUCGAGCAUGCCUCUACCUUCCAAGUUCACCAUCAUGGCCUACAUCGGUACUUACUUCGCGCUCGCCUCCGCUUGGAUGCUCACCCUCGCAAACUACUUCCUCGUCGGCUGGUUCAAUGGUUCGCUCGACCACUACUACGUGGACAGCUUCCGAAUCUACUUCUCCAUCAUCAUCGUCUUUUCUGCCGCCGGUAACGUCGCCCUCGCUGUGCUCCGCUACCGUUGCGGCGAAAAGGGCCUCAUCGCCAGUUUCUUGGAGAACUUGUCAUGGAUCCCAAUGCUCUACAUCUUCUUGGGUGGUGUCUCUCUCCACGUUUCCCAGGCUAUCUUGUCGCAUCUCUUCAGCAUCGACAUGACCUGGGGUGCCACCAGCAAGGAAGCCGAGGACACAACCUUCUUCGAAGAAGUGCCUCGUCUCCUCAAGAACUUCAAAUUCACCUUCCUCUUUGUCCUAUUGGGCAUCGGAUUGAUCGUCGCGCUGGCGCUUUUCGCACCUCCGUUGUGGCGCAUCACCGAGCUCACGGCCAUCUACCCUCUCGCGGCUCUGCUGUUCGGCCACUUCAUGUUGCCGGUCGUGCUGAACCCGGGUCUCAUGCGCUUCACCUGGUAAACUGCUUCAUUUGCGACUAGAUUGCUUGCGGCGUUUUUUGGGCGAUGACGACGGUGCUCUCAUCUUCUCUUCAAUUUCUUUUUUCUUUCUGUGACAAAUUUACGAUACGCUGCGAUCAUUGGAUCGGUCUCUUCAGUAUACUGGACGCACCGAGCACGAAUUAUGUGUUGGUGAUCUGCAAAUAGACUUUUUAUGACCGAUUUCUCUAUAUUCACACGACAUUCCGUCAUGGUGUUGGCUCCAAUAGAUUCUCUCUGGAUUUUCAUCUACUUCUUCAGGAAUUAAAUCAAUUGUUCUUCAC